GCCAAAUGUCUCACAAAAUUACAGUCCCCAUGAUAAAGCAGUCCAAAACUGGAUUAUUUCUGCAGUGUGUUUUGUACCUAAGUUAUUGCAGUUCUUUUGUGAUCCAUAGUAGCCUUGCAGCUUCUGUAGUUGUAGGAAUCUUUGCAACUAUGGCCUACUUCUUGUGGAGUCAGUAAAUCUUUGUCUGAGACUGCAGUUAAGAACUCACAUGAUAAAAUAUUGUUCUAUUCAAAAACCAAACCACCUUUACAUCAGAGAAACCAAUGAUUUGGGGAGUAAAGUUCAAGUUUGUUAUGUGCCUUCAAGUCAACUCCAACAAAUGGUGACCCUGUCAUAGGCUUUUCUUUGGAAGAUUUGUUCAGAGGAGGGUUUAUCAUUGCCUUCCUCUUAGGCUGAGAAAAUAUGACCUGCCUAAGGUCAUCUAGUGUGUGUCCAUGGCUAAUUAGGGAUUCCAACCCAAGUUUUUCAGUGUUUUAGUCAAACACUCAGUCCACAUUUAGUCUUCCCUUUGCCAGUACUUGGUACUUCUCCACAAUGUCUGGGGGGGAUUUAUCCAUGAAAGUGCUAACCUGUAUGAUGAAGUGUAUCAAGUGCAUAAGAUUGGUCAUGUCAGUAUGUUCUACAGGGAUGGUAAGAAGAGCUGGUGUGAAUAAAUAUGUAUCCUGUGAAUUACUCCCUCAUAGAUGGUGUUGUCACUGCAAACAAAUGAAGGGGGUGAGUCUGCAUGGAUGACUGCUUCUGGCAAACAAGUUUUUUUUUAAAAUAUCAACAUAGAAUUAAGUCACACCAAAGAGAAGGUGAAACUAAACAGUGAGAUGAAGAUAUUGUGACAAGUGGGUGAAUGGGGUGCUGUGGGUUGUCACCUUGAGGUAGGUUUAUCUAUACUGCAAAAUUAUAUCAGCUUGACCCCACUUUAACUAUCAUGGCUUCAUCGUAUAGAAUCCUGGGAUCUGUAGUUUGGUGACAUACAUAGAAUUCUUUAUUGCACUCUCUUCAACUGCAGACCACAGCUUUCUGGCACAGAAGUCCAAAUCCCUGAUCAAACUAGAAAUCAAGAUUUCCAUAGAAUGCAGCAUGACCGUGGUAGCAAAGUGCUAUAAUUGUGCAGUGUGGAUAUUCCCCUUGGUAACAAAAUGGGGCAAUGGCAUCAUUUUCAAGAGCCAAGCUCCAAAAUAAUAUCCUUUGUUGGGCUGGCUGUGAAUUUCCAUGUUGAGGUGCCUAUUCUGUGUUCUGUAAAAGUUGUUCUCUUUUCUAAUCAAGAAGGCUGUUUUCACAACAAACAGUGGGGAACUGGGCUGAAGGACAGGUCACAUACUUCUCAGUUGUUUUUCAGUGGUCCCUUUUUGCUAUGAAAAUGAGUGGGAAUCAGAUAAGUUUUCCUCCCUGGGCAGAGAUGGCUGAAAUUUCCAGGAAGUUUUAUGUAUUUGAGGACUAGGAGAAAGGACUGGCACUUCAUUGGUGAUGGUGGCAGGAGGAAGGCACAGGACUCCAACUUCCACCUACCUUAAUUGUGAAGAUAAGGAUUCGGCCUCUGGCUACCAUGUUGAGGAAAAGGACCAUGGCUUCAUCUUCAUGUGUUCCAUCAGCUGCCUACAUGAUGGAGGCUCUCCAUGUGAACUGGAAUUCUCAUUUUCAGAGGACCCAACUCAAGUAGACAGUAUACAUGGAUAAUGGAAGGUGUCACUUUCUAUGUGGAUGAGGCCUACCUCAGAGCAAUUGAUAUCAAGAUUUUGCAGCAGCUAGUAGCUGUGAAUGAGGGCAUUGAGGCCGUGAAGUGGCUACUGGAGGAGAGAGGGAUGUUGACCAGCCGCUGCAGCAGUCUCACCAGCAGCCAGUACAGCUUGGUAGAGAGUCAAGAGACAUCCCGGCGGGGCAGCUGGAACAGUCUUCAGGAUCCUAAUGACAAGUUGGACAGUAUCUCUAUUGGCAGCUAUUUGGAUACCCUGGCUGAUGAUAUGGAUGAAUAUGGGCAAGGCUCUUCGAUUGAACCCAUAAUGUCAUCUACUCCAGGCAGGCCGCUGGCUAGAAUUGAGUUGGAAAGUUCAAAGACUGACCUAGACAGAACCCUUCCUGCUAAGAAAGACAAAGAACAGGAGAAAAGCAAAACCUACCUUGAGAGGAUUCCUGGCUUGGUUAAAAGCCAAAGUGAACCAAACAGACCUGCCAGGCAGUCACCACCAAUGGCUAAUGGGCUUUCAAGUAGACAAGUCUCAGGGUUGGAGGAGAGCACUGAUUCUAAAUUCUCUUCAUCAGCUACAGAUCAGUCAAGCAAAAGUAGUUCAGCAGGAAAAUUCUCUAGGAAUAACAAAGCUGACUUGGAGAGCUGCAUGCUCAAAAGCAGGAGGCACUUGGAGUAUGAUGCCCAUUGGCAGUGGGUUCAGUCUCAAGAUGAUGUGACGUUCUUGUAGUAUCCAAGACCAAGAGGUCUAGGUCAACAAUUGCAGGCUCAGGGCUUCAAGCCACUAGUUGCUAGCACUGUGAGUUGCAAGCUAUAGUUUUCUUGCCAAAAUGGUUGCUUAUCAUGGGGCUUAUACUGGUGGACAGAAGAUAUGUAUACCAGACAGAAUACAUCAGUUCUCCUUGACAUUAACCCCCACCCACCCACCCAAUAACAGCCUUGUGUCAUGUGAAUCCCUUUCUUUGAAGGAGCUGUUGGUCUGCAUCUGUCAGUCUUGUGCAAUUAGAGAAUAACUUUCAAAGUUUCUGUGGGAGCUGUGUGUUUGUAAAACAUUGCACAUCUAUGUAAGAAGUGUAGGUUGCCUUUUGGCAAAGCAUAUUUGCUUUAAUAGCAGCUGAAAUAUUAUUGCAACCAGUGUUUUCAUGGGGAAAACAUGUUUGUCUAUUGCUGUUCAUACUGGGUAUUAUUCAGGGCUUUGGGUUGAAUGCAGAGUCACAUCUUUGACACUAUUUCUCUUUUCAUCUGUUCCAUUAUUAUUCACACUAGUGCAGUUUUAUAUCCCUUUACUUAAUAUUUCAGCCCUGGGUUUAAAGAAGAAGUAGGCUAAAUUAUUGCAACAAUUACAUCUAUAAAUUCACUCGACACAAGACUCACCAUGCUAAGCAUCCCUGCAGGGGAAAGCAUAUUGAGUCCCUGCCCGUUUUUCCUAAGCUUGUAACUGAGGACAGUGUGAAUGAAUGUGAAUUUAUAUGCAAGUGCAUGCACAUGUGUAUGUGCACAUUAUUGCCAUAGUGUCCAGAACCCUAUUGAUGUUUUAUGCAUGGGCAAACUCGCCAUGGAAAGUGGGAUUUUUGUCUGAUGUGGGAUGCCUUCUUUAGGUCAAGGUUGCAGCAGUAGAGUUAAGCAUAUACCACUGCUGUGCAUGGAGAGGCAUAUAUAUAUAUAUAUAUAUAUAUAUAUGCACAUAUACUUGCGGAAGUAUGCGUAGUUGCACGUUUUAGUAUACAUUCAGUUGUUCAAGUUACAACACACUCUACAAUGCAAUUCAAUACAAGAGCUGCAUAACAAAAUAAGUGUGUAAACCCAUGUGUGGAGACUCAUGCUACAUAACCCUUUGUAGGGUCUUGGCCAGUGCUUUUAAAGGCUCCUAGACGAGGUUCAGGGCAUAUUCAUGUUGUGCUAUACCUCUCAGGCACUCCCAGUGAUACAGAAGUUCAUUGUAUCUGUGAGGAUGUUCUUCCAUCCAGUUUCAAGCUUGCUGAGAAAGCUGGAGAUCAUUUGUGUUAUGGUAGAUGUUGAGGGUGUGUGCGAAGUCUCAUGAAAAGGAGGAGAUGAGCUCCUGUUCUCUCCUUGAAAGAACCUUGAAAAAAAUUACUUGUUUGGACAAUGGCUCCCAGCAUAGCACAAUCAGCAAAGCCACUCUCUACACUGGAGCCAUUGUCUAAAUAAAUAACUACCCCAAGCUGGCAUUCCUUGACCUCACCCUGUACGUCAGAAGUGUCCUAAUUGCCUCUGAAGUUUAAACUUGAUAGAGUCAGGAUCACAUAUCUUGCCAGUAGAGAUGUCGAAUCACCAGAAAUUUGGAAGCCAUGGGGGAGGGGGGAAUCCCAUUUUCACCUUUUUUAUAUGCGUGCGCGCACACACACACACACACACCACUUUUAGAAAAAAUUGAAAAUGCAAUAUUAGCACCCUUUACAGACUGACAGUCAAUCUUUUAUUUUUGGGAACAUAAAAUGCAUUAUAUAUAACUUAUUUUGGCCUAAAACUACCACGUUUCAUAUAUUAAAAGCUGUUGACGUCUGCUACAAAGGAACCACAAAUGAAUAUUGACCUAUGAUAGCUUCACAUGCCUAAUGUCAUGUUUUUGUGCCUGUUAAAGCCAUGGCCCUUUAAAAAGAUUAAUGCAAAAGCAUCUAUAGCUGUAGGGACUGUGUUGUUCUUCCACCCUUGUACAAAAUAUUUGAGCUUUUUGAAGUAAAUGAAGGCAUGCCUGGGAAGACAUGGGAGGAUUCUUAAUUGAUGUUGGCCUCUUUUACACUGCCCAUUUACAGUAUUUGCAUACUCUUUAACUGCCAUGACUGCACCCUUAUUUCAUCCCUCAAGAAAUGACUGAUCCCAGGAUUGCAAGCAUGGCAGCUAAAUUGUGUAUGGAAAUGCUGUAAUUGUGUAGUAUGAAAGAGAUGGUUGAGUGCUUUCUCUCAUGUGUGUGAACAAAUCAUUGCAGUUAAUCAAUAAAUUCUUCAUCUGGAAACAACCUCAAACUCUGAAGUGUUACAGAAUAACUCUAACAGUGCUUUGUAGUAGGUUUAUACUACUGACACAUUUAAAAAUGCUCAAACCAAGACCAGUCUACUUUCUAUUUUUGGCCCUCAUUUCCUUUUUGAGUGUGAGUGAAAGAAAAUGAGAAUGAGAAUAUACUCUUUAAUUGUAACGUGCAGCUACACUGCAGAAUUAAUGCAGUUUAACACCACUGUUAACUGCCAUGGCUCAGUGCUAUGGCAUUCUAGGAUUUGAUGUUUUGUGUGAUAUUUAACCUUCUCUGUCAGAGAGCUCUGGUGCCACAAUAAACUACAAAUCUCAGGAUUCCAUAGAAUGGAGUUAAAGCAGUGUCAAACUGUAUUAAUUUUGAAGUGUGGUAGCAGCCAUAGUUUCACUGUGGUUUAUGGUCCAGAGCAGGAAAAUAAUUGAAUUCUCAAUUAUGGUAUAAAGAAUUCUGCCACUUUAUCUCAGUUCAGGAAAGAGGAAGAAAGCACACACAUAGAAUUGUAGAAGUAGUGUUUAUAUAUCUAUAUAUCUAUAUCUGUACAUCGAUGUUUAGAUAUAUACACAUACAUACUUACAGGGACUCUGAUUUCAUGUGACUAAAGGCCAAAUUAGAGAUCCUGUUAAUUGCCUGGUCACAAUUAAUAUGGUCAGUUUUAGCAGUGGAGUGUGCGAUCAUGACUGCAGCAGAUGGAGACAGGAUGCUCUAUUUUCCUUGCACGGUAUAGUAUGGAACCCUGCCCCCUGCAACCUAUUUCCUUCCUGGAGGGAAUCGCAACUUUAAGGAGGGGUGGCUUUUACUAUGAAUGUGACAGAGUCCUCACAAACUUGAAUGCAUCCCCAUCCCAUGGCUGCUACUUGAAUAGUAAUAAAAUAUUAAUAAAAAAAAUUAGGCAAGUUAAUUGUCUAAUGAUGUCACAUCCACUGUGGCCUUUUUUACCUUCUGAAUGUUCCUUUAGUGGCCUGUUAUGGUUUGUAGUAAUUUGUGAUACAAACAAUGUCAUUUAGAAUACAUGAAGAGUUAAAUCCAAAAGUGAUGGUUGCAAUGGUGGCUGUUCUCUGUGACCCAUGUCACUUCACCUUGCAAUGUUGUAUCAAUCCUUAAAUUUUCCUUUAUCUAAUGUGAGUUUGAGAGGACACUGCUUGCAGCAGUGGUGUGGGCCGGUGUCAAUCAUGUGAAGAGUAUGAGUAGACUCCACAAGUAAUAUUGUGUGAUACCUCUGCCUUGCUGAUUUUCAAUACAGUUAUGUUUCAGCAAUAUGAUAAAACUCUUUGCUGCUUUCCUUGAGCAAUAUGCUUCUUUGAAUUCAGUAGUUCCUUGCAGUAUUUUCAUCUUGUUUCAUAGUUUACUUUUAUGAGAUCAUAUUGGUUAACCUCUUUCCUCUGGAUUGCCACCCAUGGCCUUAUGGGAUAGCAAAUGAUUUUGAACUAGAAGGGAAGAUACCCUCUAUUGCUUUUCAGUUAAAUGUUAAGAAAAAGAUACCUCCACAUUACUUCCUCUGUUAUAUGGUGUAGCCCAAUGUAAAAAUAAUAAUAAAAAUAGAUGGUGAUGAAUGAACUAA
Molecule: messenger RNA, 6225 nt
Organism: Sceloporus undulatus (fence lizard)
Lineage: Eukaryota; Metazoa; Chordata; Lepidosauria; Squamata; Phrynosomatidae
Gene: LURAP1
Product: leucine rich adaptor protein 1
Exons: 4
Coding region: 1671-2408 (245 amino acids)
Biological process (GO): positive regulation of cytokine production; positive regulation of canonical NF-kappaB signal transduction
Source: RefSeq, a predicted model, not a curated record